AUGCUGAAAUCUGUUCUUGUGGCCUUUGGCGCCAUCCGUGCUGUUCAUGGUUGGGGUGUUUUAGGCCAUGCCACUGUUGCCUACAUUGCCCAACACUUUCUCGACGAUGAUGUUGCCUCUUGGGCGCAGGGUGUUCUAGGUGACACUUCAGACUCAUACCUUGCCAACGUUGCUUCGUGGGCCGACACCUAUCGCGCAACUGCAGCUGGAAAAUGGUCAGCCCCUCUGCACUUCAUUGAUGCAGAGGAUAGCCCGCCAACAAACUGCAAUGUGGAUUAUGACCGUGAUUGCGGCAGUUCUGGAUGCUCCAUCUCCGCCGUCGCCAACUACACUCGACGUGUUGGAGAUAGUCGUCUGACUAAAGCCAACAAAGCUGAGGCUCUCAAGUUCCUGGUCCACUUUCUGGGCGACAUCACUCAGCCACUUCAUGAUGAGGCCUACGAGGUCGGCGGAAACAGUAUCAAGGUUACCUUCAACGGGUUUACUGGCGAUAAUCUCCAUUCGGACUGGGACACUUAUAUGCCUGAGAAAUUGAUUGGUGGCCACGCCUUGACUGACGCGCAAUCUUGGGCAAACACACUCAUCACUGAUAUUGUUUCGGGCUCAUACAAGUCCAAAGCCGCUUCUUGGAUCGCAGAUAGCGACGUGACCGAUCCUGUUACAUCGGCCACGGCCUGGGCCUCGGACGCCAAUGCUUAUGUCUGUACUGUUGUCAUGCCUAAUGGUGCUGCAGCGUUGCAGAAGGGUGAUCUCUACCCGACCUACUACAACUCUGCGAUCCCAACCAUCGAACUGCAAAUUGCCAAGGGUGGUUACCGCCUGGCUCAUUGGCUGAACAGCAUCUACUCUGCCAAGAUUGCAACUCGUUCUGUGCACAAACUGAAUGCACGGAAACCACUACCAGACUUGAUGGGACGAGACCUGCUUCCAAGUGCACGACCUUUGAGCCGCGCUAAACUCGCGAGAGAGGCAAUGAGCGGGGACUGCUGUGCUUCAGGACAUUCUCAUUAG
Messenger RNA from Fusarium sp. VM40, 1011 nucleotides. NCBI's taxonomy places the organism in Eukaryota, Fungi, Ascomycota, Sordariomycetes, Hypocreales, Nectriaceae. The record is from the annotation of a GenBank genome assembly.